Pipistrellus nathusii (Nathusius's pipistrelle) is the source of this 657-nucleotide messenger RNA. NCBI's taxonomy places the organism in Eukaryota, Metazoa, Chordata, Mammalia, Chiroptera, Vespertilionidae. The record is from the annotation of a GenBank genome assembly.
AUGCCGCUGCCCGACACCUUGUUCUGCGCGCAGCAGAUCCACAUCCCGCCCGAGCUGCCCGACAUCCUGAAGCAGUUCACCAAGGCGGCCAUCCGCACCCAGCCCGCCGACGUGCUGCAGUGGGCCGCGGGGUAUUUCUCCGCUUUGUCAAAAGGAGAUCCACUUCCUGUAAAGGAGAGAAUUGAAAUGCCCGUGGCCACUCAGAAAACAGACACUGGCCUGACUCAAGGAAUGCUCAAAGUGCUGCACAAGCAGUGUGGCCACAAGCAAUACGUGGACUUACUGGACAUCGAAAAGAAAUGGAGAAGUUUGUGCCUGCCGAUGGAGAAGCUCAGAGCGCUCAUAGAAUUGGACCCUUGUGAUCACAAAAUCGAGUGGAUCAAGUUCUUAGCACUUGGAUGUAGCAUGCUUGGUGGGUCCCUGAACACUGUGAUGAAGAACCUGUGCGAGAUCCUGACCCAGGACCCCGAAGGGGGGCCCGCGCGCAUCCCCUUCAAGACCUUCUCCUACGUCUACCGCUACCUGUCCCGCCUGGACGGGGACACUCCCGCCUCGGAGACGGAGGCCUAUCUCGCCUCGCUGAAGGACAACAUAGACAGUAGAAAGAGUGGCAUGAUUGGACUCAUGGAUUUCUUUGUCCUAGCGAGGAAAAUGUAA